Dentiscutata erythropus is the source of this 282-nucleotide messenger RNA. The record is from the annotation of a GenBank genome assembly. Lineage: Eukaryota; Fungi; Glomeromycota; Glomeromycetes; Diversisporales; Gigasporaceae.
UUUAUGUCUAAUUGGAUUCCCUGGAGACGAACGUCACCCACAAAUUCUGAUACUUCUGACAACGAUGAACAAACUGAACUAACUGAACAACCACCUCCAACUUCCCCAGGACAACAUGCACAACUUAUCCGCGAGCGACGACAACAAUUAUCACAACAGAUACAACAAGAACAAGGAACACCUUCUAAUUCGCAACCUGUCCCUGAAAAUAUUGAAUUUAUAAUUCACCUUGACAAGGACGACGAACAAACAUUACAACAAGCUAUUGCUUUAUCUUUAUAA